Effrenium voratum is the source of this 306-nucleotide messenger RNA. Lineage: Eukaryota; Dinophyceae; Suessiales; Symbiodiniaceae. The record is from the annotation of a GenBank genome assembly.
AUGUGUUCAGAUGCCGCUCAAGGCACCGCCAUCGGCACGGUGCUGAUCGACAAUGACCGGACCCGCGUCACCGAGUGGCGGUUCCGCGAAAAGGGCGCCAACACCGGCUGGCACACCCAUGCUUAUGACUAUGUCGUGGUGCCGAUGUUCACCGGCAAGCUCGAACUGCACGAGCCCGGCGGCACGCGGCGUCUGGCCGACCUGACCGAGGGUGUGCCUUACUUCCGCGAGGCCGGCGUCGAGCAUGACGUCAUCAACGCCAACGAUGCCGAGAUCGCCUUCAUCGAGGUGGAGUUCGUGCGUUAG